AUGGUUCACACUCCAAAUGACAACCUGCCGUCCAAAAUUUCGAACAUCAAUGCUUCUCAAAUGAAUGAUAUCCCUCAGACUUCCGUCGAACUCAUCAUCAGUCAAGCGCCAAGUGCAUCUUUGCGCUCCGAUGCUCGAGUUGGUUCAACAGAUACAUCAGCGUCCGUGACAGGCCUCGCACCAAUUCAACACAGCCCAGAUCCCUGGGUCAUGGAUGCCUCUGUGGCCCGUCAGGAAUGGACUCCAGAUGCUAUAUCCCCUCAUUCUGAACCAUCGGAAUCUGUCUCUCAUUACGAUCCCAACCAAUGCUCUCGACAGAAUUCUCAGAUUAGUGGACAAACUAUAUCCCCGGAACCCCCAGGUUUCACCCGUAGUAAUGGUACCAGCAGCGAGUCUCGUAGUCAGUGUCAGCAAUGGGCUCCUCGUUAUUCGGACCAUUAUUCUCCCCCUCCUACAUCUGCAACAUCAUCUCAUCAUCGGCACCUCGAACAGAACGAGGCCAGAGCUUACAGGCUUCCCAUUCCUCCCCGUCCAACUUCGCCGAUGAACAGUGGCAGAAAGAGGCCAGCGGAGCACGACAACGAAGAUGACAAUCACUAUCGGAAUCCUCGUGGACUUGCCCGUCGCUCCCCUGCUACAGAAACGGAGUGGCGAAGGGGUCGUUCUAUUUCACCAGAGCUGCACAGCUCAAUUCUUGAUCGACUACGGUCACCCUCACCCUCCUGUCAAAUUAGGCCGUACAUUGACAGAGAUGCACUUGAUAGGCGUGGGCGGAAUGAGGGCGGUUACAGACCAGAUUACCCCAACACCGCGGAUGUCCAGCGUCCCUCCGAUUCGGGAUACAGCGUGGAAGAGCAUUCCACUCGCUGUGAAGAGCGCGAUCCUCGUGGCGACGAGCCCUCACUUCUAGGGCAAAUUUCAACUCCAGGAGGACGUGGAAACACCAACCGCGGUUGGGGGCGCGGUAAAGCCUUUGCCGCCGAGGCCCUUGGAGAGACGCAUCGCGAAGUAGGGUGGAACCCUGGCAUCCAUAAGAGCGCAACCUCUUUUACAGACCUGCAUACAAUCAAUGGACACGUCUUCGACACUUUCCAUGAAGCAGCAAGUGACCUUGGCCUCUUCAACAAUCUUCAAGAAGGAUUUCUCACCUUGCAGGAAGCGGUGGACUCGCUCAGAACACCUUCCCAACUCCGUUUUCUAUUCGCUCAAAUCCUACUUGAAGGUUAUCCAGCCACGCCUCUUUGGGAAAAGUUCAAAGAUGCUCUCUCACUAGAUCAUGUCGUGCGUCUCGCAAACGAUGUCAAUGGUCAAAACUUCGCGCUGCAGCAGAUCGACGAUAUUCUCUCACACAACGGAAGGCACCUUGACCACUUCAGAAUUUACUUGCCACAAAGACGGACGGCAGAGUUGCUGAGCGAAGAUCACUUUCUCACUGCAAACCAAGCAACUUUUGAGGCCGAACGAGAUAACAUGUGCGCGUCUCUCAAUCCAGAACAACGCCACAUAUUCGAUGUUAUUUGUGAUGGAAUCGACAGCAGAAGAGACGCCACUUUCUUCAUAGAAGGUCGACCUGGACAUGGCAAAAUGUUCAUGAUUAAUGCCCUAUCUUCCACCCUCAGAGCUGCAGGACACAUCGUGCUCAUCGUUGGCAGCAGUGCUCUCUAUGCAACAGCAUACAGACGAGGAUGGACGGCUCACUAUAUGUUUGGAAUUCCUGUCACUGAUGAAAGCACGGACCUCCAUUCAAACAUCCACCCAUUCUCGCCAAGGGCCUGA
This is a messenger RNA of Suillus subalutaceus, 1776 nucleotides long. RefSeq lists its product as uncharacterized. The record is from RefSeq and is a predicted model, not a curated record. The transcript has 5 exons. Bases 1 to 1776 code for a protein of 591 amino acids. Gene Ontology annotation, molecular function: DNA helicase activity. Gene Ontology annotation, biological process: telomere maintenance; DNA repair. NCBI's taxonomy places the organism in Eukaryota, Fungi, Basidiomycota, Agaricomycetes, Boletales, Suillaceae.